Molecule: messenger RNA, 633 nt
Organism: Rhododendron vialii
Lineage: Eukaryota; Viridiplantae; Streptophyta; Magnoliopsida; Ericales; Ericaceae
Product: 26S proteasome non-ATPase regulatory subunit 1 homolog B-like
Exons: 4
Coding region: 16-633 (205 amino acids)
Biological process (GO): proteasome-mediated ubiquitin-dependent protein catabolic process
Cellular component (GO): proteasome regulatory particle, base subcomplex; proteasome storage granule; nucleus
Source: RefSeq, a predicted model, not a curated record
UAUGCCAAUGCCAUUAUGCAUGUUGGAACAACUGUGGAUACAUUUCUGCGGGAGAAUCUGGAUUGGCUGAGCAGAGCUACUAAUUGGGCUAAGUUCAGUGCAACAGCAGGGCUUGGUGUUAUUCACAGAGGCCACCUACAACAGGGAAGAUCACUGAUGGCCCCAUACUUGCCACAGAGUGGGGCCGGUGGUGGUGGUAGUCCAUACUCAGAAGGUGGUGCUCUAUAUGCACUAGGCUUGAUUCAUGCAAACCAUGGCGAGGGUAUCAAACAAUUCCUGCGGGAUAGUCUACGCAGUACCAAUGUGGAGGUUAUUCAGCAUGGUGCAUGCUUAAGUCUUGGCUUGGCAGCUCUUGGAACUGCUGAUGAAGACGUCUAUGACGACAUUACGAAUGUGCUUUAUACUGACAGUGCCGUUGCUGGAGAAGCUGCUGGUAUUAGUAUGGGCUUACUGAUGGUUGGGACUGCAACUGAGAAGGCAGCCGAAAUGCUUACUUAUGCACAUGAGACGCAACAUGAGAAAAUAAUCAGGUACGCAUGUCGAACAUGGACUUGUACAAUUUUAUGCACUGUAUUUGAUCCAGCGACAAGCGUUGUCCUUUCCUUUCUUCAACUGUCUUUCUUUCUACAGUAA